Molecule: messenger RNA, 1860 nt
Organism: Acipenser ruthenus (sterlet)
Lineage: Eukaryota; Metazoa; Chordata; Actinopteri; Acipenseriformes; Acipenseridae
Product: twinfilin-1-like
Exons: 9
Coding region: 145-1197 (350 amino acids)
Biological process (GO): barbed-end actin filament capping; actin filament depolymerization; regulation of lamellipodium assembly
Cellular component (GO): actin filament; cytoplasm; myofibril
Molecular function (GO): actin monomer binding; actin filament binding
Source: RefSeq, a predicted model, not a curated record
AAUUACAAGCACUGCCCUGUUCCACGUGACUCAGGAGUCACUGCAGAGUGAUGACGCUGUUUGGUAGCCGGGUGCAGUUGCUGUAGUUUUCUUCCUUCUUCCGUGUUCUGCAACCACUAUUGUGAUUCUACAAAAUCAAUCAUUAUGUCUCAUCAGACUGGCAUCCAAGCUUCUGAGGAAGUAAUGGAUAUAUUCUCAAGAGCCAGAAAUGGUGAAUAUCGGCUUUUGAAGAUAGUGAUUGAAAAUGAACAGCUUGCUGUGGGUUCAUUCAAAAAGGCUGCAAAGUCUUGGGACCAGGAGUAUGAUUCUUAUGUUCUUUCUAUGUUGGAAGACAAGGAACCUGCAUACAUUUUAUACAGACUAGACUCACAAAAUGCUCAGGGUUAUGAGUGGAUCUUUGUGGCCUGGUCACCAGACUUCUCCCCGGUUCGACAGAAAAUGUUAUAUGCAGCAACGCGGGCAACUGUGAAGAAGGAGUUUGGGGGCGGACAUAUCAAAGAUGAAAUAUUUGGCACUACAAAGGAUGAUGUGUCUCUUAGUGGAUAUAAAAAGUACCUGACAUCAGUGGCAGCUCCAUGUCCUCUGACUGCAGCUGAAGAGGAGUUAAGACAAAUCAAACUGAAUGAGGUAAAGACAGAUAUUAGUGUGGACAGCAAACACCAGACUCUGCAAGGAGUUGCCUUUCCCAUGAACAGGGAGUCUGUUCAAGCUCUGGAACAACUGAGGGAUAACAAACUCAAUUAUGUCCAACUUGAGAUUGAUUUCCAAAAUGAAACCAUUGUUUUGGCAAGCACCGCCCCCACAGAGAUUAAGGAUUUGCCGAAAAGAAUUCCAAAAGACUCUGCUCGGUAUCACUUCUUCCUCUACAAGCACUCCCACGAAGGAGACUACUUAGAAUCCAUAGUCUUCAUUUAUUCGAUGCCUGGCUAUACAUGUAGUAUCCGGGAACGAAUGCUGUACUCCAGUUGCAAAAAUCCUUUAAUUGACAUGGUGGAAAAUCAAUUGGAAAUGGAAGUAGAGAAAAAGCUCGAGAUUGAUGAUGGAGAUGAGCUGACGGCAGACUUUCUUUACGAGGAGGUUCACCCCAAACAGCAUGCACACAAACAAACUUUUGCUAAACCAAAGGGUCCCACAGGCAAGAGAGGGAUACGGCGGCUCAUUAGAGCACCUGCAGAUGGUGAAUCUCCAAUGGAUUAACUUCUCUUUCCUUCACUUUGAAUGAACACAUUCCAGAGGAGUUAUGCAAAUUCUGAUAUAUUUUAGCCCUGUAAGAACAGCCUUUAAAAAAAAAAAGCAAUGGUUUUCUGGCGUAGUAGUAGGCAAACACUAUUUCUGUAACAUUACUUUAUAGAAUAAUUUUGUGUAUUGGGAAAUUUUCAAAGAAACACAUUGCAUUUAGUGUGGGACUGCACAAUUAUUUUUGUAAUUGUAUUAAUUGAAAUCUGCCAGUUGAGGUGGGCUGGUGUCUUACAGAUACGAAAAUUAGGUUUUUGAAACGUAACAAUUACAAAAAUAUGAUUUCCAUGCGCACAAUCGUGAAAUGCUGCUAAAUGGCACACAAAGAUUCAUUUUACUAUAAUGCUAUUUUUAUAUGAUGAUCAAAUACAAAAGUCAACCUUAUUUUAUUACACAAAGUGUGUGGUUUAUAAAACACACUUGAUGAUUGAUUUUUUUUAAAGCAUGUAUGCAAAUUUACUACCAGUAGUCCAUUUUAAGUUCUUGGUAGUCUGACCUGAAAUGGCUAGCUAUACAAUAGUAUAGACCUUCAGCUGUCUUUUUUUUUUUCAAAAUAUGUAAGCCAUAAUAAGUAUAUUCGAAAACAUCAGCUUUUAAUCAUUAAACUGAACUAAUUGGCCUGCA